Phycomyces blakesleeanus NRRL 1555(-) is the source of this 2270-nucleotide messenger RNA. RefSeq lists its product as hypothetical. NCBI's taxonomy places the organism in Eukaryota, Fungi, Mucoromycota, Mucoromycetes, Mucorales, Phycomycetaceae. The transcript is spliced from 3 exons. Gene Ontology annotation, molecular function: copper ion binding; primary methylamine oxidase activity; quinone binding. Gene Ontology annotation, biological process: amine metabolic process. Bases 33 to 2084 code for a protein of 683 amino acids. The record is from RefSeq and is a predicted model, not a curated record.
CUUGCACCUUAUACACAUUCCCUUCUACAAUCAUGUCCAGUCUCAAGGAAAUAAAUCCCAUCUCCACCAAUACUGAGAAUUCUCGUUUCCAUCCCUUGGAUCAACUCACUGGUGAUGAGAUCAUGACCGUUGCCGAGAUUGUUCGCAAGGGUGUACCCAAUCUCAACAUCGUCUUUAACACUAUUACCCUCAAGGAACCCAAGAAGGAGCUCAUGAUGUCCUACCUCGGAUGGGACACCACUAAACCCCGCAUUACCAAGAUUGAGCGUGAGGCCCUUGUAGUUGCCCUCGAGAAGCCUUCCAUGAAGUGUUAUGAAGCCCUCGUUUCCCUUGACAAUGGUCAGCUCAAGAGAUUUGAGCACAUCCCUGACGUCCAGCCUAUUCUUACCAUGGACGAGAUGUUUGAAGUCGAAGAGCUCGUUGCCAAAGAUCCCCGCGUUCAAGCUGAAUGCCGCGAACUCGGCAUUGAAGACAUGUCUUGUGUGUUCUCGGAUCCUUGGGCUAUUGCUCGUCAUGUCACCUACAAAGGCCGUUCCAAGCGUAUGAUGCAGGCCUUGAUGUACAUGCGCACCUGUGAGGAUGACAACCAAUAUGCACACCCUCUUGACUUUGUUCCAAUUAUCGAUCUUGGCCUGAUGAAAGUGGUUGACAUUGAGAGAAUUAAGCCCAGAGACAGCAAAUUCACUCGUCCUACCAUCCCCCUCGAAAAACACAAUUUCUUGCCUGAGUUUGUUGGAGAAGAGAACUUCAGAAAGGAUAUCAAGCCCAUCAUCGUCCAGCAGCCAGAGGGCGUUUCUUUCAAGGUCAAGGGUACUGAAAUCGACUGGCAGAAAUGGAACAUGAAGAUCUCUAUGAACUACCGUGAAGGUCUUGUUAUCCACAAUGUGAGCUACCAGGAUGGUGCCGAGAAACGUCCUCUUUUCUAUCGUAUUUCGCUUUCCGAGAUGGUUGUUCCUUACGCCGAUCCUUUCACUCCUCACAACCGUAAGCAUGCCUUUGAUGUUGGAGAGUAUGGUCUUGGUCUCUGUACCAACACCCUCACCCUCGGUUGCGACUGUCUUGGCUCCAUCUACUACUUCGAUGCCACCUUUAACGACCACAACGGAAAGCCUUUCCACGUUCCUAACGCUAUCUGCCUUCAUGAAGAAGAUGCUGGUAUUCUCUUCAAGCACACCGAUUACAGAAAUGGCCGUGCCCACGCUGUCCGUUCUCGCCGUCUUGUAAUCUCUCAGAUUGUUACUGUUGCCAACUACGAUUAUGGUCUGUACUACUACUUCUACCAAGAUGGAAGCUUCCAAUAUGAGGUCAAGGCAACCGGUGAGCUCAACACUCACGUUCUUGCCGAAGAUGAGACUCCCGGACCUUAUGGUGUUAUGGUUGCUCCUCAGAUCAACGCCCAGUACCACCAGCAUUUCUUUACCAUGCGCAUUGAUCCCAUGGUUGAUGGUGCCAACAAUUCGAUUUGCAAGGUUGAUACUCAACGUGUUCCUCAUGCUACAGGCCAUCCAAACAACAUGUAUGGCAACGGUUUUUACUCUGAGUCUACCAUUCUGAAGGAUACUGCCGAAGGCCAGCAGACUGCCAACUAUGAGACUGCACGCUUCUGGAAGAUUAUCAACGAGAAUCGUAUUCAUCCUUACAGCAAGGGACCUGUUGGCUGGAAGAUUGUAUCUAACCAUCACACUCCUUUGUUUGCCCAAGAUGACUCGGUUGUGGGUCAGCGCGCUGGGUUUGCUAAGAAGGCUCUAUGGGUUACCCCUUAUAAUGAGAACCAGAUCUUUGCUGGUGGUUUCUACUGUAAUCAGUCUGACGGUGAUGACAAUGUUGAGCAUUGGGUCAAGGAUGUCCAGAGCAUUCAGAACAAAGAUAUUGUUCUAUGGUAUACAUUUGGUGUUACCCAUCUUCCCCGUGUUGAGGACUUUCCUGUCAUGCCCGUAGAAAUGUGUGGUUUCUCCAUGAAGCCCUGCAACUUCUUCAUGGCCAAUCCUGGAAUUGACGUUCCUCCUACAAACAAGGGUAUCAACCACUCCAAGCUUGCAAGCAAAGAGAAGGAGAAUAAGGCCGCCUGCUGCACCAAGUUAUAAAAAUCAUACUCAUUAGCAUUUUGCCUUAAAGUCACUGGGUGACCUGUACAAAUUACACUUUUCUUUAUUUCUUUUAUUCUAUUAUUUCAUUUGUUAUAACCUAGUAUUUAACUCUUAGAGUCGCAAAAUAUAGACACCAAGUUCUUAAUUGCCCUAAUAAAACAAACAAAAGAGUUCUUUACUUUC